AUGCAGCAGCAGCAGCAGCUGCAGCAGCAGCAGCAGCAGCAGCAGAAGCAGCAACAACAGCAGCAGCAACACGACCAUCAGCAGCACCACCACCACCACCACAGUCCACAUCCACAGCAGAACCGGCAGCAGCAGCAGCAGCAGCAGCAAAACCUCCAGCAGCACAGCCAGCAGCAGCAGAAGCAGCAGCCAUCCCAUCAUCAGCAGCUGCAGCAGCACAAACAGCACAACCAGCAGCACCACAACCACAACCAGCAGCAGAAGGAGCAGCAGCAGCAGCAGCAGCAGCCUAUGGCGUUACACUUCGCCUUCCAGCAGCAGCAGCAAACACAGCAGCAGCAGCAGCAGCAGCAGCAGCAACACCACCAACUACUGCUUAGCCAGAAGCAGCAGCAGUUACCUAAACAGCAGCACAAACAGCAGCAGCAGCAGCGGCAGAUGCAGAUUCCUCUGUCAUUUCAGCAGCACUACUCGCAGCCGAAGCAGCAGCAGCAGCAACAGCCACCUCAACAGCAGCACAAGCAGCAGCAGCAACACAAGCAGCAGCAGCACGAGCAGCAGCAGCAGCCGCAGCAACCACAGGGAGGUUUAUUUGCCUUUUUGCUGCUGCUAUUUAAAAUAAUUCUUCAUUCUUUCAGAAGCUCAACUGUUUCUUUUGCUUUUGCUGCAGCAGCAGCAAAUGCAGCAUUUGCUGCACUGCUGCUGCGCAGCAUCUGGAAAAAGCCCUUCAACAAGGAAGCAGCAGCAGGCUCCUAUCCCCAAACCAGCAGCAGCAGCAGCAGCAGCAGCAGCAGCAGCAGCAGCAGCAGCAGCAGCAGCAAAGUUGUACUUGCAGUUGAGAAGGGACCGCUGUGGAAGGUAAGAAGGCUCGCCAAGGCGAUUACUAGGGCAAUAUCAUUUUGCUGCAGACUCCGCAGCAGCAGCAGCAGCAGCAGCAGCAGCAGCAAGUUGAGUGAAGCGCAGCGGCAGCUGCUGCGGGAGAAGCGGUGGCUGCCCUGGAUCCUAGAAGAACGGGAGAGGGCGGCAGCAGCAAAAGCAGCAGCAGCAGCAGCAGCGGCAGCAGCAGCAGAUGCAGCAAUAGCAUCUGCUGCAAGAACAACAACAACAACAGCAGCAGCAGCAGCAGCAGCAGCAGCAGCAGCAACAGAAGCGAAGGCUGCUGAAGAUAUUUUCUUUUCCCCAGACUCUCUAGGCGUCAAGGAAGAAGCAGCAGCAGCAGCAGCAGAUGCAGCAGCCAGCGCAGCAGCAGCAGCAGAAAGGGAGGCAGCAGCAGAUGCAGCAGCAGCAGCAGCAGCAGCAGCAGCAGCAGGGGAGGAGUCCUCCAUGCUGCUGUGGCCUCCAAGCGAGUUGCUGCCUCUCUGCCCCUUGAUGUCUUGCUGCAGCACAGCACAUUCACUGUCUCCUGAGUUAGCAGCAGCAGCAGCAGCAGCAGCAGAAGCAGAAGCAGAAGCAGCAGCAGCAGCAGAAGCAGCAGCGGCAGCGGAAGCAGAAGCAGAGACAGCAGCAGCAGCAGCAGAAGCAGCAGCACUUGAAGGCUUGCUGCAGUCAUAUCGACACAAACCCCCGCUUCUUCACUGGCUGUUAUAUUAUGCAGCAGCUUUGCUGUGGACUCUGCAGGUGUAUAUUGUUGUCUUGCUGCAGGGGCCUCAGCUGCAGACUGAAGCAGCAGCAGCAGCAGCAGCAGCAGCAGCAGCAGCAGCAGCAGGGGUAGGACCAGGGGGCAUCCCAUUACCCAACAGCAGCAGCAACAGCAUUAGCAGCAGCAACAGCAGCAGCUGCAGCAGCACAGUGUAUCUGCUGCUGCUGCUUUCAGAGUGUUUACUUGCUUCGUGUCUAAUCUGGGCCUUGCUGCUCGAGAGGAAGCUCUUUGCUGGCAGCAAACGGAAGCAGCAGCAGCGCAGCAGCAAACUGAUGGGGGGCCUCCUGCUGCUGCUCUGCUGCUGCUCUGCUGCUGCAGUAGGGUGGCUAGUGAUUGUCCCGCAAGGCCCAGCAGCAGCAACCCCUCCACCACCACCACCAGCAGCAGCAACAGCAGCAACAGCAGCAACAGCAGCACAAAUACCCCAGGGAAGGCCCUGGGGCCCCGCUGAGGCUGACGCUGUCUCCUUUCUUUCAAUGUUCAGAGAAGAGGAGACACCAAUGCUGCUGCAGCAGCAAGAGCAGCAGCUGCAGCAACGAGAGAAGCAGCAGCAGCAGCAGAAGCAGCAGCAGCAACUCACCCACCAGCAGCAGAGACGGGCUCCCUUCUUCACGCCCAGGAGCAGCAGCAGCAGCUUCUUUGCACUGCAUGCUAGCAGCAGCAGCAGCAACAGCAGCAGCAGCAGCAGCAGGAACGAAGCAGCAGCAGCAACCUCACAGGCUGAGCAGAUGGAGAGGGCCGCCCCCAGAAGACUCAGCGCUGCUGCUGUCAGCACUCCUCAGGUUAUUGGAGAGACUGCUGCUGCUGCUGCUGCUGACGGCAGCAGCAGCAGCAGCAACAGCAGCAACAGCAGCAGCAGCAGCAGCAAGGCAAGCAGCUUAUGGCAUCGCUUUGCUGCUGCAGCAGAAGCAGCAGCUGCAUCGAUUUUAAACUCUGGGGUGUCUGUGGGCCCGAAUACUACAAAAGGGUUGCUGCUGUGCGGUUUGCUGCUGCUGCUGCUGCUGCUCCGCGUUGCUGCUGCAGUGGUGCUGCUGCGCAUGCUAAGAGGCAGAGACAAACUGCAGCAAAAAAGAGACUCCUCACAACGCGUCUCACUCAAGUGGAUUCUGGGCUUGAAGCACGGAGUAGAAAUAGCAUGCGAGUUGCUAACAAUGAAGCAGGAAGAUGGUGAAUCAGACAGCAGCAGCAGCAGCAACAGUAGCAGCAGCAUCGGGGCUGCUGCAGGAGACACGGGUGUUGCUGCUGCUAGCAGAGACGACAGCAGCAGCAGCAGCAGCAGCAACAGCAGCAGCAGGGAACAGGGAGAGGGUUUGCUUGAACCCUCAGCAGGAGAAGCUGCUGUAGGUGACUCCCCUCCCACAGCAGCAGAAGCAGAAGCAGAAGCAGCAGCAGCAGCAGCAGCAGCAACUAAGGACUCUAAAUCCCGCAGAAAAAGCAGCUUAAGGGGGAGUCAAGGGCACCUUGGCCCCGAUGAAGCAGCAGCAGCAGCAGAGCAAGCAGCAGCAGCAGCAGCGCAAGCAGUAGCUGCAGCAGAGAGCGCAGCAGCAGCAGCAUACGGUGGUCGCAGCAGCAGCAACAGCAGCAGCAGCAGCACCAUAUCCCCCCUCAGCAACAGCGACAGCAACGACAACCCCACCAACACCAACAACAACAGCAUGAGCAGCAGCAGCAGCAGCAGCAGCAGCAGCAGCAGGGGGCCUCCAGACAUUCGCUCGCUUCUAUUUCCUAAUAAUAACGAUGACGAGUUUAAUUAUUUUGCUGAGCCCAGCGGCACUCAGCUUUUCAUAGAAAGAGACGGGACAGUUCGAGGUAAUAACAUUGAAUGUGCUGCUGCUGCUGCUCGUGCUGCUGCUCUUGCUGCUGCUCGUGCUGCUGCUCGUGCUGCUGCUCUUGCUGCUGCUCUUGCUGCUACUCGUGCUGCUGCGCGUGCUGCUGCUCGUGCUGAUGCUGUUGCUGCUGCUGAUGCUGCUGCUGAUGCUGCUGCUGAUUUUGCUGAUGCUGCUGAUGCUGAUGAUGCUGAUGAUGCUGAUGCUGCUGCUGCUGAUUUUGCUGCUGCUGCUGAUGAUGAUUUUCCUGCUGCUGCUGCUGCUGAUGCUGAUGAUGCUGUUGAUGGGCGCCCCGGGGGUCGAUCGCGGCUGCCGCGGCAGCAAAUUUUGUCUCCUUUUUACGAUAGUAUGUUCCCUGAAGAAGAUGCAUUUGAAUUGCAGCAGCAGCAGCAGCAGCAGCAACGGUUGCUGCAGCAGCAGCAGCGGCUGCCCUCUUCCAUACCUUAUCUAGCGGGGUCAGCACCUCCAACGGCUUUCAUCAACAGCAGCAGCAGCAGCAGCAGCAGGGUUGCUGCAGUAGCUCUCGACGAGUUGCGGCUGCUUGAAGAGCUCUCAGCAGCAGGAGCUGAUGCAGAUUUAAGACAGCAGCUUGAAGAAACCCUGCAGCAGCAUGUUAGACAAAUCGGCAGCAGCGUAGGGGGGUCUUUCGUUGAGGAGGGACAGAGUGCGUUUGGCCUCGGUGUGGAGUCUCCUUUCAAUGGGUAUUUGCUGUCCUUUGUGAUUGGAUUUGGCGGCAUUCUGCUGCUCUCGAUUUUCAUCUGUUGUCUGAGGGCGGCAUAUGUUAAGCACAUGAAAAAGAAGCUGGAGGCGCAGCUCAAAGCAAUCAAAGGAGAAGAUGAGCAGGGAGAUGCAGAAGACGACGAAGAGCAGCAGCAGCAGCAGCAGCAAGCGGAUGAAGGUUGGGUGAAUGUCUCUGUAGAGCAGCAAAACCCUAAAGUAGAUGAACAUAUCCAAAAUGCAGCGAAUGAAGUCGUCAGCACUACAGCAGCAGCAGCAGCAGAAGAUGAAGAGCAGCAGCAGCAGCAGCAGCAAAGCGAAGGCCGGCGUCGAGAUAAGAAGAAAGGGGACAGAAGCAAAGAUAGAGAAGGCAGCAAAGAGAGAAAGGAGUCAAAAAAAGAUAAGAAGAAAGACAAAGAUAAAAGCAAAGAUAAAGAUAAAGAUAAGACCAAAGAUAAAGAUAAAGAUAAAGAUAAAGAUAAAGAUAAAAAAGAUAAAUCAGAGGGUAAUGAACAACUCGAAAGAAAACAAUCAAAAGAAAAAGAAAGAAAAAGAAGAGAGAAGGAGCUUAUGAAGAUACUUUCAUCAAAACGCACCGUCCGACUUGGCUAG
Eimeria acervulina is the source of this 4794-nucleotide messenger RNA. RefSeq lists its product as hypothetical. The record is from RefSeq and is a predicted model, not a curated record. The coding region runs from base 1 to 4794 and encodes 1597 amino acids. The transcript is spliced from 8 exons. NCBI's taxonomy places the organism in Eukaryota, Apicomplexa, Conoidasida, Eucoccidiorida, Eimeriidae. Gene Ontology annotation, cellular component: nucleolus; nucleoplasm.